Scleropages formosus (Asian bonytongue) is the source of this 2555-nucleotide messenger RNA. RefSeq names its product phosphoenolpyruvate carboxykinase 1 (soluble) (gene pck1). Gene Ontology annotation, molecular function: GTP binding; phosphoenolpyruvate carboxykinase (GTP) activity; manganese ion binding. The coding region runs from base 220 to 2094 and encodes 624 amino acids. Gene Ontology annotation, cellular component: cytosol. The transcript has 10 exons. NCBI's taxonomy places the organism in Eukaryota, Metazoa, Chordata, Actinopteri, Osteoglossiformes, Osteoglossidae. The record is from RefSeq and is a predicted model, not a curated record. Gene Ontology annotation, biological process: propionate catabolic process; cellular response to glucose stimulus; cellular response to insulin stimulus.
GAAAUGCAGGCUUGGAGUUUGUAGUGACUUCCCACCCUCCUCCUUGCUCUCAGGCUAUAAAAAGAGUACUUGGCUUCUUCCAUGCAAAUUAGGAGCAAUUCCUGAAUAAGAAUCUCAGCAUCAAGACUGAUGAGGCUGAGUUAGUCUUAUCCGAAAAAGAACAAAAGGAUCCUGUGAGGUUUGUUGUACUAUAGCUCUUUAAAGUAGCAGAACAGAGCCAUGCCACCCCAGCUGCAGUCCCAAAACCAGCCCAGCCCCCGAGUGCUGCAGGGCGACUUGGCCUCGUUGAGCCCGGCUGUGCGGGAAUUCAUCGAGAGUAGCGCUACCCUGUGCCAGCCCAAUGCGCUGCACAUCUGCGAUGGCUCUGAUGAGGAGAACAGUGCCAUCCUGGCUUUGCUGGAAGAGCAGAAAAUCAUCAAGAAGCUGCCUAAAUAUGAAAACUGCUGGCUGGCACGCACAGACCCCCGUGACGUGGCUCGGGUCGAGAGCAAAACAGUGAUUGUGACACAAGAGCAGAGAGACACUGUGCCCUCCCCCCGUGGAGGUGCCAGCAGUCAGCUGGGUCGUUGGAUGUCCCAGGAUGAGUUUGACAAGGCCAUGAACCUACGCUUCCCUGGCUGCAUGAAAGGACGAGUCAUGUAUGUGAUUCCCUACAGCAUGGGCCCUGUGGGCUCGCCCCUGUCCAAGAUCGGCAUUGAACUGACCGACUCGGCCUAUGUGGUGGCCAGCAUGCGGAUCAUGACCCGCAUGGGCAAGGAGGUCCUAGACGUGCUAGGAGACGGUGACUUUGUCCGCUGCUUGCAUUCGGUGGGCUGCCCCCUGCCACUCAAAGAUCCACUGGUCAAUAACUGGCCCUGUAACCCUGAGCUCACUUUGGUGGCCCACAUCCCUGACCGGAGGCAAGUUGUGUCCUUUGGCAGCGGCUACGGCGGCAACUCUCUCCUGGGAAAGAAAUGUUUUGCCCUCCGCAUUGCCUCACGGAUUGCAAAGGAGGAAGGCUGGCUGGCUGAACACAUGCUAAUCUUGGGCAUUACCAGCCCUGAGGGUAAGAAAAAGUACAUCGCUGCGGCAUUCCCUAGCGCUUGUGGAAAGACCAACCUUGCUAUGCUACGUCCAGCACUACCUGGCUGGAAGGUGGAGUGUGUCGGUGAUGACAUUGCUUGGAUGAAAUUUGAUGAUGAAGGCAAUCUCAGAGCUAUCAACCCAGAGAACGGCUUCUUUGGCGUGGCCCCGGGGACCUCCGUGAAGACGAACCCCAAUGCCAUGGCCACCAUCUGCAAGAACACCAUAUUCACGAACGUGGCGGAGACCAGCGAUGGUGGUGUGUACUGGGAGGGUAUGGAACAGAAACUUCCUGAGGGAGUUACUGUGACCUCCUGGAAGGAUAAACCAUGGACCCCUGAGGAUGGUGAACCUAGUGCACAUCCUAACUCCCGCUUCUGCACCCCAGCUAGCCAGUGUCCCAUAAUUGACCCCCAAUGGGAGUCUCCAGAGGGCGUCCCCAUUGAGGCCAUUAUUUUUGGGGGACGCAGACCUCAAGGGGUACCUUUGGUGUAUGAAGCCUUUGACUGGCAGCAUGGUGUCUUUAUUGGUGCUGCCAUGCGGUCAGAAACCACAGCGGCAGCAGAACAUAAAGGCAAAGCAAUCAUGCAUGACCCUUUUGCCAUGAGGCCAUUCUUCGGCUACAAUUUCGGACACUAUCUUUCCCACUGGCUGAGCAUGGACCAACGUCCCCGUGCCAAGCUGCCCAAGAUCUUCCAUGUCAACUGGUUCCGGAAAAGCCAGUCAGGUGGAUUUCUUUGGCCAGGCUACGGAGAAAACAUCCGCGUCCUGGAGUGGGUGUUCCGCAGGCUGGAAGGGGAAGCUGCAGCAGUUCCUUCUGCAGUGGGGUACCUGCCUGCUGAAGGGGCUCUCAACUUGAAGGGCCUCCAUCAGCAAGUGAACCUGGAGGAGCUCUUCGAGCUUCCCAGGGAAUUCUGGGAGCAGGAGGCCCGGGAAAUUCGUGUGUAUUUUGAGACGCAGGUGAACAACGACCUUCCGUAUGAGGUUGAGUGGCAGCUGGAAUUGCUGGAACAGAGAAUACAACAGCUGUGAGCAAAGGGGAAAACCUGACCACUGUUAAUGAGGGUUCUCACAAGCGAGUUAAAAAUAUAGCAUUGUUUCCACAGUGACUUCAUGAAAAAAGAUUUAGAAAGGGAAAUGUAAAAUCGGAUUUGACCUGAGUGAAGUAACGUGAUUUUGAACAAUGACUUGACUGAAUUUUUACCAAGAUAUAAUAAUCCACUCUUUUGCAGUAUUAACCUUGUGAAAAUGCAAUGUCUCACGAUGAACAGAAAUAUGACAUAUCGAAAUACGAUUCAUAAUAAUCACAACUUGUUAGUUGUUCAACCGUAUUUAAAAGUGAGGAGAUACUCAAAAACUGGGAUUCUGUAUUUAACAACAUAACUUAUUUAGUAACAGUACAAUUUUGUAUAUUUAAAUGCCUAUUAAAGAUGGAUUUCUAGAAAUAUGUUUAUGCAUCCAGUAGCAAAAAUACUUUCAGUCAUCACAUAUCU